GUUCCGCACUCAGCACCAGCUGCACAUCAAGUUUACCUCACAGCCAGCAGUUUAGUGUUUACUCCGUCGUGGCUAAAAUCGAUUGCUGUUUUGUCUUGUUGUGUGUGCAGUAAAACGUACUUAAAUCUAUUGUCAGAUUGAAUCAAUUUUAAUACAAUUCGUCGCAUAUCACAAUUAUUAAAAGCAUCGCAGUAAUGAUAGUGUGAAAAUUCUGAAUGCAGUUUAGUGCGUUUCAAAUUUAGUGCUGGUCAAAUUAAUGCUCUCGGGUAGUAAGCCAAGGAAGAGUAGGCAAAGCCACAGAAGAGCAAAUAUUUUGGGUGCCUGAAAUAUUUGGAGUGAAAGUGUAGUGCAGAAAUAAUACACAGGCGUGCAUAUAAUCCUUGCCUGUUCCGUCGUUGCUGGGAAGAGAAAGGCACCAGUUACAACAUUAUGUGAAUUUACAGCGAAAGUAGAUUCAGUGGAAAAUAAUUCAUUGCAAGUGCCGAACCGAAAGGAGCCACAAUUUUUCUCGACACAAACCACCCGGCAGCCUCGUUGUUUCUCCCGGUUGCCGAAAUGGAUGAGGAGGAGGAAGUAGCCGACAUUCGGGAGCAGAUAUUUCACAAUACGGUUCGGGAGCAUAUCAUAUUUCUGCUGCUGUUUCUGUUGCUUUACCUUGGUAGUUUUGCGCUGAUCGGCCGCUUCAGGCGGCGCGACCGGGAGGAUUUAUUUUCUACCGACGACGACGAGAUUACAGUUUAUAGAAUUAGUCUAUGGUUAUGCACAUUUUCAUUGGCCGUAGCCGUGGGUGCAGCACUGCUUCUGCCAAUAUCGAUUGCCAGCAACGAGGUUCUGAUACUGUACCCCAACAGCUACUAUGUAAAGUGGCUCAACAGUUCACUGAUUCAAGGUCUAUGGAAUCACGUGUUCCUGUUCUCCAAUCUAGCGCUGUUCGUACUGCUGCCGUUUGCCUACCUAUUCACGGAGUCGUCCGGCUUCAGUGGCCAUAAGAAGGGCGUGAUGGCGCGAGUCUACGAAACAUUUACCGUGUUCUCGCUGCUCGCGUUCAUCGUGUUCGGCAUGACAUAUGUCAUCUCGGCACUCCGUGAUCCCGAACGGAGUACCUUUCAAGCGUUGUUUAACCUAGGGAAAUAUCAUCUGCCAUUUUUAUACUCAUGCGUAUCAUUUCUGGGAGUGCUAUUAUUGCUAGUAUGCACUCCAAUGGGCUUUGUGAGACUGUUCGGUGUCGUCGGUCAGGUACUGGUCAAACCGAAUCUGCUGCGUGAUGUGAACGAAGAAUUCCAUGCCUUCAACCUGGAGGAGGCAACCGUGCGACGGAAGCUAGCUAACGCUAACAUCAACAUCGAACUUAAAAGCGUUACGACGAUCGACUAUGCCCCAUCAAAGCUAGUCUCGGGACUGGAGGAUUUGUAUCAAAUCCGACCCACCAACGGUGGCUUCACCGAGUCGGCAAAACUUUUCGAAAGACUGAGAGCGCUCGAGACCGAGCGGAAAAUGCUAGAUAAGCAACGAAGCUCAUCAGCACUACAAAGAAAUCUUGUGUAUCCGGUUGCAAUGUUACUAUUGCUUCUACUAACCGGUAUCACUGUUCUGCUAGUGGUACAGAACACAUUGGAACUGCUAAUUGGAAUCAAAGCAGUGCCGUUGAGUACACGGCAAUUCACUCUGGGAAUCACAUCCCUAUCGAAGUUAGGCCCGCUGGGGGCAGCCCUAGAGGUGUGUAUCAUCAUGUAUUUAGGCGUGACGUCGACGGUCGGUCUCUAUACAAUGCCAUUCAUGCGGAACGUCCGUCCCCAGCGACGAAAGACGUCGCUGUCGCAGUUAAUUUCCAACUGUGCGCUUGUGCUGAUUCUAAGUUCUGCGCUGCCAUUGCUAACCCGUAUUCUAGGGAUCACAAACUUCGAUCUUCUGGGCGACUUUGGCCAAAUCGAGUGGCUCGGCAACUUUAUGAUCGUGCUGCUGUACAACGUGAUCUUCGGUACAGCGGCCACGCUCUGUCUGGUGAAUAAAUUCACCGCAACCGUGCGGCGGGAGCUGUGCGCACGAUUGAAGGCUUUGUUCGACUACAGCAGCCAUUUGGAAUCCAGCAUUUAUCAUAGUUCAUUGACGCAUCUGGCCAACCACAGCCAUCCACAUCAGAAUAGUAUCGUCCAGGUCAGCCAACAAAAUCUCAUGGCGAAUGAGUCCAACGAAACGCACAUCUCACAGCAUGGAUCGAACGUAAAUGCCGCUGUUUCUUCGAUGUCCAGUGGAACGGAGGAGAAGAAAACUAUCUGAAAAGACAACGUCUGCCUUAUGCGACUGAUAUUAUCAAUCUGAACUAAUAGAGUAUUGAAGAGUGGUACAAGUGAAAUUAUCAACUUCAGUAUUGUAAAAGAAUACCAAAUAAAACAGCUAGUUGCAUACAAGUUUGACAAAA
Topomyia yanbarensis is the source of this 2419-nucleotide messenger RNA. It is a transcript of the gene lili, whose product is annotated as protein Lilipod. The transcript is spliced from 11 exons. Gene Ontology annotation, biological process: signal transduction. The record is from RefSeq and is a predicted model, not a curated record. Gene Ontology annotation, molecular function: transmembrane signaling receptor activity. NCBI's taxonomy places the organism in Eukaryota, Metazoa, Arthropoda, Insecta, Diptera, Culicidae. The coding region runs from base 556 to 2277 and encodes 573 amino acids.